Cucurbitaria berberidis CBS 394.84 is the source of this 879-nucleotide messenger RNA. RefSeq lists its product as uncharacterized. Lineage: Eukaryota; Fungi; Ascomycota; Dothideomycetes; Pleosporales; Cucurbitariaceae. The transcript has 2 exons. Bases 1 to 879 code for a protein of 292 amino acids. The record is from RefSeq and is a predicted model, not a curated record.
AUGCUUAUUACAUUAUCAUUCUUACUUCUAUCCAUUCAAGCUCUCAUAUCUCCAGCCGUAGCGGCGAAGAACUCAACAUGCUAUUACCCAAACGGCGUCGCAAACCGUGGUGAGGCCUGCAAUCCAGAUGCAGCCGUAUCUGUAUGCUGUGGGCCCACUUUCGUUUGCUUAAGCAAUGGGCUUUGCGAAGUCGGCCCAGACACAAAACGGACAUUUGCAUACAAAUACUACCGCAGUGGAUGUACGGAUGCAAGUUGGAAUUCGAGUUCCUGCCCGCAAGUUUGCAGAGGACCUCAUUAUAACCUUGAAGGCGGCGAAGGUAUACAAGUUUGUGGCAACAAUGAAUACUGCUGUGCUGAAAAUUAUGACUGUUGUUCCAAUACGACCAACAUCUUGACACUGGGUGUCGCGAAUAUCGUUACUACGAUACCUGCCAUAAACGAUGCAAUCGAGAAUUCUACAAUGCAGCCCGGCUCUUCAUCCACAUCGACGCAAGCAAGUAUCUCAGGGUCGAAUGGCAAUGACCGUAUCGAUAUAUCCAUUGGUGUUGGCGUUGGCGUCGGGGUAGGUGGCUUCCUUCUUGUUCUUCUCGCAGUCAGCCUCUGCCUUCGACACAGGCGAAAGAACAUAGCUGCAUCAAAUGCUUCUUCACAUGAGGGAAAUGAACUAGCAGCGCGGGAAAAAUCCGAACUUGAAUCUCGGGAGAUAUACAACGAGAUCUCAAUAAAUCCAUCGACCGCAGAAAUGGGCCACGCUACAACUGAUGAUAUGCUAAGGCAAGAGCUCGACGGUGAAACAAAGGAGUAUAUAUCUAGUGAAUUACAGGAAUUGGAACCUCAGUCGAGGUUCGAGUUGGAUGGAAACGAGGGAAACGAAUGA